AUGUCUGCAAGUAGUUCUAAGUUAACACGUAAAUCAAAGAAAAAAGCUGAAAAGGCUUAUGAAGCUGUUAAAGAUAUUUUAAAUCUGUAUAUCAACCAACAAGUCUGCUCCAUUAAUGAUAGUGGUAAUGAAAAUGGAAUUCUACAAUCACGUCAAUUAUUUUUGAAUUUAUGUGAUCCACAAUUAACGAAAACAACAAUUUCCAUCGAUGCUAUCGAUGCAGCUAUUAAAGAGUUAGAUGCUUAUCUAGGAAUGAGACUUUCUGAUCAAGAUACCAAACCGUUAACAUG
Dentiscutata erythropus is the source of this 290-nucleotide messenger RNA. The record is from the annotation of a GenBank genome assembly. NCBI's taxonomy places the organism in Eukaryota, Fungi, Glomeromycota, Glomeromycetes, Diversisporales, Gigasporaceae.